AUGAGUGGCCAGGACAAGCAGGAGCAGACUGCUGCAGGAGGCAGGAGGGUCAGUGGUCAUCAGAUGAAGCAACUUGCUGCUGGCAACUCCAGCAACAAAGGAGAGAGGAAGUUUGUGUGUCUGGAGUGUGGAAAAGAAUUCACCUCAAGGGAAGGCCUCAGAUAUCACACCCUUACACACACUGGUGUGAAGAACUAUGAAUGUAAGGAAUGUGGGAGAAAAUUCAGCCGGAAUAGUCACCUUGAUAGACACACCCUUACACACACUGGUGUGAAGAACUAUGAAUGUAAGGAAUGUGGGAAAAAACUUAGCCGGAAGAGUCACCUUGAUAGACACACCCUUACACACACUGGUGUGAAGAACUAUGAAUGUAAGGAAUGUGGGAAAAAACUUAGCCGGAAGAGUCACCUUGAUACACACACCCUUACACACACUGGUGUGAAGAACUAUGAAUGUAAGGAAUGUGGGAAAAAAUUCAGCCUGAAGAGUCACCUUGAUACACACACCCUUACACACACUGGUGUGAAGAACUAUGAAUGUAAGGAAUGUGGGAAAAAAUUCAUCCAGAAGGGUCACCUUGAUAAACACACCCUUACACACACUGGUGUAAAGAACUAUGAAUGUAAGGAAUGUGGGAAAAAAUUUAUCUGGAAGCGUCCCCUUGAUAUACACACCCUUACACACACCGGUGUGAAGAACUAUGAAUGUAUGGAAUGUGGGAAAAAAUUCAUCCAGAAGGGUACCCUUAAUAGACACACCCUUACACACACUGGUGUGAAAAACUAUGAAUGUAUGGAAUGUGGGAAAAUAUUUAGCCGGAAGGGUCACCUUGAUAGACACACCCUUACACACACCGGUGUGAAGAACUAUAAAUGUAAGGAAUGUGGGAAAAAAUUCAGCCGGAAGGGUACCCUUAAUAGACACAGCCUUAUACACACUGGUGUAAAGAGUCAUGAGUGUGAAGAGUGCGGGAAGAAAUUCAGUGUAAAGGCGGCACUCGAUCUACAUGUCUUCAGGCACUAUGGCCUUAGAGAGUUCAAGUGUGAUGUUUGUGGAAAGCUCUUUAAGACAAAGAGUGACAUCGCCCAACACAUGAGGAUCCACUUCUGAAGUGUGUCUGCCCACAGUAGUUAUAGUGACCAGGGUGUUAGCAGCAGCUGAGCUUGAUGGGGAAAUGCAGCCAGGAGGUUGUUCUUUGCCUUUGAAAAAUGAGUAAAAUUUGUAGGGAGACAAAAAAAAUAAGAUCCCUUUUAACACCAUCUGGUUGUGUUCCUGAGUCGUCAUCAACACAGCACUGAACACUGACUUACCCAAGUCAUCAGCAGGACAAAGCACUGCUGUCAUCUAGUGUUACUGUUGUCAUAACAAUGAUUUAUUUUCAUUUAAAAAAUGACAAAGUUACCCCUGUGUGGUAUACGCCGAAAGUACUGAUUUUUAUUUAUUUAUUUUUCCGCCUUUUUUAUUGCCAUAAUUUUGAAGUUUACGUAGGGUUUUAUGGGUCAGCGUCAUGGGGGUAGGAUUAGGAGGAGACGGCGCGAGCUGGGUGAGGUGUCCCAGGAAAGUGAAGCCAGUUUGCCCGCGCUGGCCAACGCCCAGGACUGGCAGGAUGGCCGCACCAACCCUUAGUAUCAGUAGCUUUAUUAAAUGUUUUUUAUCAAUUGUUUCACAAUCUGUUAAGGUACUACAACUUUUUUCUUGCUUUUAAACCAAGACAUUUUUAUUAUCAUUUCAAGUACUUUUCAAAUUAAUAUUUAAUUGUAUUAAAACAAGUACUCAUGCGCGAAAAUAAGUAUUUUCAGUGCGAUGAGCUACAUACUAGAAAUACAAAUAUACGUACAUGCAUUAA
Messenger RNA from Eriocheir sinensis (Chinese mitten crab), 1846 nucleotides. Its product is annotated as zinc finger protein 300-like. Gene Ontology annotation, biological process: regulation of transcription by RNA polymerase II. Gene Ontology annotation, molecular function: DNA-binding transcription factor activity; RNA polymerase II cis-regulatory region sequence-specific DNA binding. Bases 1 to 1110 code for a protein of 369 amino acids. NCBI's taxonomy places the organism in Eukaryota, Metazoa, Arthropoda, Malacostraca, Decapoda, Varunidae. The transcript is spliced from 2 exons. The record is from RefSeq and is a predicted model, not a curated record.